This is a messenger RNA of Gastrolobium bilobum, 1029 nucleotides long. RefSeq names its product ninja-family protein AFP3-like. The transcript is spliced from 5 exons. NCBI's taxonomy places the organism in Eukaryota, Viridiplantae, Streptophyta, Magnoliopsida, Fabales, Fabaceae. Bases 1 to 1029 code for a protein of 342 amino acids. Gene Ontology annotation, cellular component: nucleus. The record is from RefSeq and is a predicted model, not a curated record. Gene Ontology annotation, biological process: response to abscisic acid; negative regulation of DNA-templated transcription; signal transduction.
AUGAACAACAAAAUUCUCUAUGAUCUUCUCACUUCUCAAUCAUCUCAGGUCCACUUCUUCAUCUUUAUCAUUCUUUCUUAUUAUCUGCCAAGCCCUCUCAUCCUCAGUACUCUUCUUCCUUUUGGGGAGGGAGUUCGUGCAAUUUUCAUCAGAGAUAUACAUUCUUCAAGGGUGUUGUUCUGUUCAAGGAUUUCAAUGGAGGGUGUUGUUUUUGCUGGGAAACUAAACAAAACCAAAUUACCCAACAAGUGUGAGCUGAUAGACCUCACUCUGAAGCUUUCACCAUGCGGUCAAAAAACAGAAGAAAAGUGGCUGAUAAGGUCAUUAACAAUGGCUGGGGAGAAAGCCAAUAGUACUGUGGUGGCAAAUGGAGCAGAUAAUGUUCUUCCCUUUGUUCCAUCUCUGGAUAGGUCUUGCUCGCUGCCACUAAAGACUGAGAAGGGUCUGAUUAGGUUUGGGGACUUACAGACAAUGAGAAGAGUGAAGACUAGGAACAGGUUUCUGCUGCGCAGGGUGGCAGCAGUAGAGCCAGAUAAGACCCUUGUGGUGUCUCCGCCGCCUCCAGCCGGCGCUCAGCAACUUGCUCACUCAGUUUAUAAACUCAACACACUGGCAAAUCCUUCUCGGGAUUCAUGGCAUGAUGGAAGAGCUAGUUCCAACGUCCAGACAUCACCCAAGAAGAAAAAUAAUUGCAAGCUUUCCCCAAAAGCAAUGCUUAAGGAAAUGUCAGAAAGGCCCUCUGAUACUAAGCUUGAGAGUCCAGCCAAAAAGCUUAAACAAGUGAAUCCCAAUCUUAAAGGUGAUGCAAUGGAGUUUGUGAGAGAGAUGCAUAGCGUGACUACUACAGGAGAUGGCCCCAGUGGGAAGAGAAUAGAAGGGCUUCUGUACAAUUAUAGGAGAGAUCAAGUGUGUAUUGUGUGUGUCUGCCAUGGCAGCUUCCUCUCUCCAGCAGAAUUUGUGAUGCAUGCUGGUGGCAAGGAAGUGGCUAAUCCCAUGAAACACAUCAGUCUUUGUUCUAACUCAUUUUAG